Molecule: messenger RNA, 2241 nt
Organism: Periconia digitata
Lineage: Eukaryota; Fungi; Ascomycota; Dothideomycetes; Pleosporales; Periconiaceae
Source: the annotation of a GenBank genome assembly
AUCCCACCCUCUGUCUCGGGGCGAGAAACCUUCGCCUGUAAAGCCAGCGGACAUCCUUUCCGAACACCUGCUUCUGUAUCUGUUGUUCACUCAAUGCAGGUUAGAUGCUCUUACUUUACGACUACGCCGUCAUGGGGUACGCUCCGUGCCAUGGCUAUCAUAUCGAUGCUACUAUGUGGGGCCCUGUGGUAUCUGACUACAUGGCGGGAUGACGCGACAAAGUUGCGCUUCAGCGAGAGCUCCAGUGGGCUCGGUCAACACGAAUCGAGCGAGUUACCAAGUCAUGAUGAGCAAUCAAAACACCCUAUCGAACGCUUGAUGGAUACUGCGCAAACAGAAUUCAAUGCUCUGGUGGAUGGACACGGGCACACUGUUGCAGACGCUGCAGAAAAUUACCGGAGAAGAAGAGGCAGGCAUCCUCCACCAGGCUUCGACGCUUGGUUCGCUUUUGCUCAGGCUCACGAUGCUCUUGUUGUUGAGUCAUUCUUCGAUCAGAUCGAGGCGGAUCUCGCCCCUCUGCGGAGCAUUGAUCCAUACACUCUUCGUCAAACGGCCAACAACUUCUCGCCUAAGAUCACCAUUCGCAACGGAACAGUAGAUGCGCCCAAAGGCUCCUCGUAUAUAAAGCUGGCUCAGAUAGCCACAAUGAUACAGGCAGUCGCAGAACAAGAGAUCGUCCAACUACCCGACUUGGACAUUCCAGUGAACGUGAAUGACGAACCAGCAAUGCUAGUACCAUGGGAGACGAUCGAUACAGCAUUACAAUUCGUCAAGCCCAUUCUGACCCCACGAAACGAGACCAUCGAUAGUUUUGCCUCCAUCAAAGACGUAGAAUUACCGGUAUCCAAAUUCGAUCCAGAGUGGCUGAAUGGUCGGAACCGACAUACAUCUGCUCAAUAUCUUGGACCCCGUCCAUUCUGGUCCAUUGUACGUCCCGCAUGUCCCCCAGGUUCGCCUGCACGCGAUCAGCCGCUUAUGCAAGACAUAUGGCAUCGAGAAGGACAUACAAAGGAGGAACAUCUAGCUUCGGCUUUGCUUCCUCUUGGGCUGCCAGAAGGCUCAUAUGAAGGAUUUGUCCGGAAUUUGACCACUGCUACAGACGUAUGUCAGAACCCUUCGUGGCAGGGCUUACAUGGGGCAUUCGUAGCUCCGGCGCAUAUGAGUGUGACACAAAAGUUGUUCCCCCUGUUCUCGACAAGUAAAUUGGCUAUCAGCAAUGAGAUACUCAUCCCGAACGUGGGGGAUUGGAACGUAUCGAAGCAGACAACAAGCGAUCCCGUGACAUGGGCACAACGCGAGGAUAAACUUUACUGGCGUGGAUCUGCGAGUGGUGGGAAGAAUACAGCCAGAAAUUGGCAGCGCUUCCACCGGCAUCGCUUCGUGGCUAUGCUCAACGCAACGCAUGUCGAGAUCGCAGAAGGCUUGAUCCACGCCGGCAACGAGAGUAUCAUUGGUCUGGGGUACGCAAGAAACUUCCGUCUACUACCGGGCAAUGAGUACACUCUCACCACACAGCGAGGUGCGAAUAUGGCUGAGUGGGUGAACAAUUGGGGAGAUGCAGCUUUCACCGAUCUUCAAUGCAGUGAGCUCGGAAAUAAUGGAACAUGUCCCUACACUGACGAAUACUUCUCUGUAUCAUCUCAUGAUUCAUCGCUACCUCGGAACUCGACGAUUACGCACAAAUAUGCGGCAGUUCUGGAUGGCGAGGGAGGGGACGACAGCGGAAGUUUCAUGGCCUCUCUUCGAUCCGGACAAUUCACCCUCAAAGCGAGCAUCUACCGCCAAUGGUACGAUAGUCGCGUGAUACCUUGGAUGCAUUGUAUUCCUCUCGACAACACAUUUGUGGAUUUGUAUGCAGUGAUGGAAUUUUUCCGCGGUCCGCAAGUCAAAGGACGAAACGAAGCAUUUGCACAUGCCCAUAUAGAAAUGGAGAAACACGAACACCACUUCAACACACCCCCAGAAGGAAAAGAGAAGAGAGCUGGGUAUCAAAGCCGUCAUGUCGGGAAUAGCUCAGACCAAACUGCUGAUAGUAACGUCUCUGAAGAUGGUCAAGAUGAGAAAGCACAGAGGAUCGCUGAAGCAGGACAAGAGUGGGCUUCCAAGGCUCUUACUGAGAAAGACGUAUUGAUAUAUGUAUACCGACUUCUACUCGAAUAUGCAAGAAUCAAGGAUGAUCGAAGAGAGAUGUUGGGGUGGGUCGGAGACCUGUUGAUGGAAGAAGGAAAGAGCAAACCCUGA